This is a messenger RNA of Penicillium canariense, 2010 nucleotides long. RefSeq names its product putative C6 transcription factor. Gene Ontology annotation, cellular component: nucleus. Gene Ontology annotation, molecular function: DNA binding; zinc ion binding. Lineage: Eukaryota; Fungi; Ascomycota; Eurotiomycetes; Eurotiales; Aspergillaceae. The record is from RefSeq and is a predicted model, not a curated record. The transcript has 5 exons. Gene Ontology annotation, biological process: DNA-templated transcription. Bases 1 to 2010 code for a protein of 669 amino acids.
AUGUCCCUGGCUCAGAAGAAGAACCCUAUCGAGCCGGUCGUCAAUUUUAAUGGGGGUGCGUCUGAUCAUGCGAGGGCGUAUGACACGCCAACCACAGUGAGCGAUCGUGAUACCAAACCGUCUCCUCGCGACACGGGCACGAUUGUCGUGAAAGACGAGGGAAUCAGUUACAUAGACAGCGCCGACUGGCGCGCAGUUCUGGAAGAGAUCAAUGGCGUGAAAGAGUACCUCGAUGAGCAUGAAAACUUUGACGAUGAAAAACGUGAAGAUGGCCUAGGCGAUGAUUCCUCUCCAGCUUUGUUGUUGGGGAUGAGCAGGCCCAUAACCAAAGAAGAAGUACUCGUAGAUAUUCCUCCACGAUCAAUCGCCGAUCGCUUGGUUUCUCGCUUCUUAAAGACAACUGAGCCAUCGUUGGUUUCCCUCCAUGUGCCUACCUUUCAGAAAGAGUAUGAUCAAUUCUGGAACAACCCACACAGCAUGUCAUUCACCUGGAUUGCGCUUCUCUACGCCAUUUUGACCUUGUCGGUAUCUUUGUAUCAUCGAAGCGAAGAGCCUCUGCCACUGAACAUGGUGGACCCGGUCACCGCUUGGAAUGUUUUCCGCAAGAGAGCUGCGCAGAGCCUGGUACAAGCGAACUAUCUAAUACCCGGCCGCUACAAAUGCGAGGCCUUGUUUCUCUACUCACUGUGCGAGUUUUAUCGGACCCAGGAUGCGCAGGUUGGAGUCUCGUAUCUUCUUGCAAUUACCAUCCGGCUCGCUAUGCGCAUGGGUUACCAUCGUGAUGCGAGACAUUACCCAAGCCUGUCUGCAUUCGACGGUGAAAUGCGGCGGCGUCUCUGGGCCCUACUUUGUCAACUUGAUAUCUUGAUCUCAUUCCAGGUCGGGCUACCACGAACGAUUCAACCAUGGCAGUACGACACUGAGUUGCCAUCCAACCUUCAUGACACGGAUUUUGACGAGAAUUCACCCCAAUUGCCUCAAGGGCGGUCUGAAGAGGGAGAACGGACAGCUUGCACGUACACGAGGGCGAAGUCCCGGAUCAUGAAAGUUUUCGGACAGGUUGUCGACCUGGCUUAUUCUCGAGAAUCGGUGCCCUAUGACGAGCUCCUGGCGAUUGAUCGUCGCUUAGAGGAAGCGCAUAAUCUGUUGCCUUCAACCUUUCAGAUGCAACCCAUGAGCCAGUGUAUCGCGUUACCGACGGACCUGAUCAUGCGGCGGUACACGCUGGAUCUGCUCUAUCAAAAGGCACGUGUGGUACUGCAUCGCCGGUACGUGGCAGAGCCUGGAAGCAAAUAUGCCUAUUCGCGAUCGGUCUGCCUAAGUGCCGCUCGAGAGACUCUGCGACACCAUUCCGAUAUUUGGAACGAGUCUUUACCAGGCGGUCAGCUGUACGCUGAGCGAUUCUUUGUCAACUCUCUCCAAAACACCGAUUUCAUGCUUUCGUCCAUGAUUCUUUGCUUAGAACUCUCACAGGACAGCGAACGUGGAAGUGCUGCGCGCUUGGGAGUCCAAGAGCACACUGAUCUGAUUUCUCUUUUGGAGACCACCCAUCGGAUUUUCAAGGAGGCACGGCGCCGGUCUGUGGACACGCAGCGGGCAUUUGCUGCCUUGACUAUCAUGCUAAGCAGGGUAAAGGGCACGAGCCUCGAGAGCCUAGUGUCAAAGAACGUAGAGGAGUCGAUUCCGAUUAGAGAUCAAUUGGCUUUCCAACCGGCUUCGACCUCAAUGAACCAAGAGCAGUACCAAAUGUACGCCGCAGCAAACGCUGGUGACCUGCAGGCGGCGAUGUACAAUACUAGCGAAACGCCAUCCUACUCGCCACUCGAUGUGAUUAAGGACAUGCUGAAUACGCCAGCUCAACUUGACUGGCGCCUGUAUGACAGCCGUGUGUCUGGGUUUGCGGGGCCGAACCAGGGCAAUGUCUGGCUCCCAGGCACCCAAGGAACGCCCAUGGGAAUGGAUUUUGUCACCUAUACUGGCGAUGCCUAUUCGUCCACGAAUCAUGGCUAG